CUCUCCUUCCAUAGCUGGUGAAGAUUGAAAGUAAACGAGUCUUCCUUUUCUUCUUUGUUCCCUGUUUCAUCCUCUCAAAAUUUGUCUGCAUGAAAAAUCAACAACCAUUCUUGAAACCUUCUGUUCGCGCAAGUUUUUCUGGGUUCUGCUCCUCACUUUUUCAAAAUUACUUGAAGGGUAUAAUAGUAAUUUGGGGAUACUAGAAUACAUGAGAGUAUCUGAGGGUUUAUUCCAGGGUUUUAGUUUAGCUGUUCCAGCUUAAGUAGCUCCGAUUCUGUAGGCAACCAGCAAAUCCAAACAGAGCCGUCCUUAUACUGCAAGUACACAUUUUUUUCGGCGAUUUUGAAUUCUGGGUUUCCGUCAAUUCAGCAACUUUUCUCGCUUGGUGGCAAGUUUGAAUUCUGGGUUGCCGCCAAUUAAACAAUUUCUCCCGUAUGGUUUAAGUCAAUCCCCCUCUGUAGGCAACCAGCAAAUCCAAACACAGAUGUUCUGAUAGUGCAAGUAUGCAUUUUUGGCAAUUUUGAUUCUGGGUUUCCUUAGAUUAAGCAAAUUUUCUCGUAUGUAUGACUGUUUCUUUGUCGUCCUCCAUGUACUUCAUGUCGGAAUAGCCUGUGAUUCUUAUAUCUCUCUGCUUAUUUUUCUACUUUCCAUGUGGGUGUCUGCGUUUAAGAUUGUUUCCCGUAGAAAAUUGGUUAAGCAUGUUCGGAUAAUACGAUUCUACUCGGUCUCAGCUAUUGCUCAGUUGGACUUUAAAGGCCCCGCUUUAUCAGAUUCUGUUGCAGAAGUAAAAACUUGGAAUACCCAAAGCAGAAGCUGCUUGGAAAACAUUCUUGGUGAAGUAGAUACAGUAAGAGUUGUUGAAGCCUUGAAGAAUCUGAGAAAAGAACCAACUCUUGCUUUAUCAUUUUUUUACCAGUUGAAACAAUGUGGGUUUAGCCAUGAUGUUUAUACAUAUGCAGCCAUGGUUAAAGUGCUAUGUUAUUGGGGUUUGGAUAGAAAGUUGGAUGGGAUAUUAGUGGAGCUCAUUAAGGAAGGGGACCACAAUCGGGGUUUUCAGAUGAUGGACUUGGUUGAAAUCGUCAAAGAGGGGCUUGAAGAUGAAGGGUCAAAUCUGCCUGCUCGUCUGUCUGAUGCCUUGGUUAAAGCUUAUGCCAGUCUUGAAAAGUUUGAUGAGGCCAUUGAUACUCUUUUUAAAGCUAAAACGGGUAGAUUUGUUUCACAUAUAUUGUCCUGCAAUUUUCUUAUGAAUCGCUUGAUUGAGUCUGGAAAAAUGGAUGCAGCUGUUGCUAUUUACCGGCAGUUGAAAAGGCUUGGCUUGCGGCCUAAUGACUAUACAUACACAAUUGUGAUUAAGGCACUUUGCAAAAAGGGUAAUUUGGACGAAGUAGUUGAUGUGUUCCAAGAGAUGGAUGAAGCUGGUGUCACCCCCAAUUCAUUUGCUUACACAACUUACAUUGAAGGGCUUUGCAUAAAUAGAAGGUCAGAUUUAGGUUUAGAGGUGCUCCAAGGACUGCGAGAUGCAAAGUUCCCUCUCGGUCUCUUUGCCUAUGCUGCUGUUAUUCGAGGUUUUUGCAAUGAGAUGAAGUUGAAGGAAGCUGAAAGUGUGUUUUUUGAAAUGGAAAAAUAUGGGGUUGAUCCUGAUGAGUAUGUCUAUCAUGCCUUAAUUUGUGGGUAUUGCAAGUCUGGGAAUGUAAUUAAAGCUUUUGCCCUUGUUAAUGAAAUGGUAACAAAAGGUCUUAAAAUGAAUGGCAUGAUUGUUAGCUCAAUCCUUCAAUGCUUUUGUCAGAUGGGCAUGUCUUCUGAGGUUCUAAAUCGGUUUAAGGAGUUCAGGGACUUGGGAGUUUUCCUUGAUGAGGUUUGUUACAAUGUAGCUGUCAACGCCUUGUGCAAGAUUGGUAAAGUGGAAGAAGCUGUGGCAUUGCUUAACGAGAUGCCCAUGAAAAAGAUUGUCCCUGAUGUUGUCAACUACACAACCUUGAUUCAUGGCUACUGUCUUCAAGGUAAAGUUGUUGAUGCUUUUAAUUUGGUAGAGGAAAUGAAGGAGAAGGGCCAUAAGCCUGAUAUUAUAACUUAUAAUAUACUUGCUGGAGGGUUAGCUAGGAAUGGCCUCAAACAAGAAGCCAUUGAUCUUUUAGAUUAUAUGGAGGCACAGGGUUUGAAACCCACUAUUGUUACUUACAACAUGAUCAUCGAAGGCUUAUGCAUAGGAGGCAAAGUUAAGGAAGCUGAAGCUUUUCUAGAUAGUUUGCAAGAGAAGUCUCUAGAAAACUAUGUUGCUAUGGUUAAUGGUUAUUGCAAAGCUUCCCUUACAAACCAGGCCUUUGAACUCUUUAUUAGGCUGUCUAAGCAAGGUUUUAUUGUGAAUAGAGGUUCCUGUUUAAAAUUACUCACUGAACUUUGUAAGGAAGGUGAUAUCGACAAGGCUCUCUAUCUGCUGGAGAUAAUGUUGGCUUUGGAUGUUGAACCUAACAAAAUUAUAUACAGUAAGCUCAUAGGUGCUCUUUGUCAGGCUGGGGAUGUGAGAAAGGCCCAGUUAUUAUUUGAUUCUAUGGUUAUGAAAGGACUAAUUCCUGAUUUAAUUACAUAUACAACCAUGAUAAGCAGUUAUUGUAGGGUGAAUUGUUUGCAGACGGCCUGUGAUCUUUUCAAUGACAUGAAGCAGAGGGGAAUUAAACCUGAUAUUAUCACAUAUACAGUUUUACUUGACAGUCAUUUGAAAAUAGAUUUGAGAAAGUCUCAUCAAAAGUUGGAUGCUAUAUACAGCAAUGAAGGGAUAACUAAUUCAUCUACCAUUUGGCGGGAAAUGAAGGUCAUGGAUGUAAAACCUGAUGUUGUUUGUUACACUGUUUUGAUUGACAGGCACUGUAAGACAAACAAUCUUCAGGAUGCAAUAAGACUGUUUGAUCAGAUGAUUGAAAGCGGUUUAGAACCUGAUACUGUGACAUACACAGCUCUUGUAUCUGGAUAUUGUAGGGUAGGACAUGUAGAGAAGGCUGAAACACUUGUUGAUGAAAUGAUAACGAAAGGGAUACAUCCAAAUGUGCGUACAAUGUUGACAUUACACCAUGGUAUUUUGAAGGCCAAGAGAGUGCAGUGUCAGCCUUAAGCCUAUGACUCUAUAAGGUGUUUCAUGGUGUACCUAACCAUGUUGCUCUCCUGAGUAAUUUCUGUCGGUGUUUAGAUAAACCCUUCACCAUAUCACACUGAAGCAACCACUGAUGUUACAGGCCCAAA
Messenger RNA from Carica papaya (papaya), 3234 nucleotides. NCBI's taxonomy places the organism in Eukaryota, Viridiplantae, Streptophyta, Magnoliopsida, Brassicales, Caricaceae. The record is from RefSeq and is a predicted model, not a curated record.